Messenger RNA from Uloborus diversus, 1752 nucleotides. RefSeq names its product m7GpppN-mRNA hydrolase-like (gene DCP2). NCBI's taxonomy places the organism in Eukaryota, Metazoa, Arthropoda, Arachnida, Araneae, Uloboridae. Gene Ontology annotation, biological process: deadenylation-dependent decapping of nuclear-transcribed mRNA; nuclear-transcribed mRNA catabolic process, nonsense-mediated decay. Gene Ontology annotation, molecular function: RNA binding; manganese ion binding; 5'-(N(7)-methylguanosine 5'-triphospho)-[mRNA] hydrolase activity. The transcript is spliced from 13 exons. The record is from RefSeq and is a predicted model, not a curated record. Gene Ontology annotation, cellular component: P-body; cytoplasm. The coding region runs from base 286 to 1515 and encodes 409 amino acids.
AUUGUACAGUAGUUUCAUAAAAUUUUAGACUUCAGCUGGGGCGCUCUGUGUGGUCUCUUUAAAGCUAAGAAAGUAAACUUAUUAGAAAGGGUUCUAAGGAGAGUCGGAGGGGAAUUGCAAGGGAAGUUGUGAGAACUCUUUUAAGAUACCACUUGAGAAUGGUGAGGCAGCAUCGAAAUAAAGCAUUGAAUAAAAUUUUAUCGAAGACGUCUAAAAUGCUUUUGAACGAAAAAAAUUUUAAAACUGUUCAUUUGCGAUCAGGGCUAUUGCUGAAAUUCAUCGCUUAUGGCUGAGAACUGUACAAACUUACCCAGAAAGACAGUUCAGAAUCAUCAUAUACCCACACAUUUGUUAAAUGAUUUAAGCAGUCGAUUCAUCAUCAAUGUUCCGGAAGAAGAACGUGUGGAUCUCAUCAGAGUUUGCUUUCAAAUAGAGUUAGCUCAUUGGUUUUAUUUAGACUUUUAUUGUGAAGAAGAUGGAAGGCUGCCAAAGUGUGCUCUUAAAGAUUUCAUUCGUAUAAUAAUUCGACACAUACCAUUUCUCCAAAAGUAUGCUUCACAAGUUGAUUCAAUAAUUGCUGACUGGAGGGAAUAUAAAAGAGCAGUUCCUACUUUUGGUGCAGUUUUACUUGAUCAAGGUCUUCAAAAUGUUUUAUUAGUUCAGAGCUACGUUGCCAAAGCUAGCUGGGGCUUUCCAAAAGGAAAAGUGAAUAAAGAUGAACUACCCCAACAUUGUGCAAUUAGAGAAGUCCUUGAAGAAACUGGAUUCGAUAUUACAAACUUCAUUAAAAAUGAAGAUUAUCUGGAACAUUAUUUCAAUGAGCAAUUAAUUAGAUUGUAUAUUGUAACAGGAAUUCCGAAAAAUGCUAAAUUUCAUCCUAAAACAAGAAAAGAAAUAAAGAGCAUUGAGUGGUUUCCUCUUAAUCAGUUACCAACUGGCAGGAAGGAUCAAGAACCAAAAAACAACUUAGGAUCUAAUAACUUUUUCAUGGUUACACCAUUUGUUAAACCUUUGAAAAAGUGGAUUGCUUCGAAGCAAAGCACUCCUGAAAAAAUAGAACCUAGUUUUGAAAAUAUGUCAGAAGCAGAAAAGCAUGUUUUAAAGCAACAGCAACUGUUUUCUCAAUUAACGAAGAAUGAAAUGGCCAAAUACAUUGAUUUUAAGAAUCAUUCUUCACCUGAGUACAAAAUUAAUCAUCCUAACUAUUCAAAAUCUAACUAUUCUCCUCCACCAAGAAUGAUGCGGCAAAGAAAUUUAAAGCAGAAUAGUGAAAAUGAAAGGAAACAGAACGUCCAUCAAAGCCCUGUCAAAGGUGAUAAGUCUCUUGCAAAAUACUCUUCAAAUUUAUACGAAGGCACAGUAUUACAAGAAGAAGACAGGAAUCUUAAAGUCUUAAGAAAAGAUGGAUUAGGUAGCUUUUUUUCUGAAACCUGGGCAAAAUUUUCUUUAGACAAAGAAGCUCUCAGUGCAACCUUCAACAUUAAUUUGAGACAAAAACAGAUUAUUGCAAAAUAGUUUUUUAUUUGGAGAAUGUUCAAGAAUUACUUCUAUAUGAAGUUGUUUUAUCCAUUCUACAUGGUCCAUUGUCAAGAUUCAUCAAAGGAUAUUCAAGAUCUCAUCCCAAAGCUGCUAAAAUGUGUGCAUUAAUCAUUAUAUGUCUGAAUUAUUCAUACAAUUUUAUACGUGUUACUUCUGCACAAUGUGUUUAAAAUUUAUUCUUAAAUUGUACAUUUUAGUUGUAUAAAAUCUUUA